AUGACCUCGGCGACGACAGAGCUGGCCUCGAUGCCGUCUCUCGGCUUCAAUCUCGGAGAAGAAGACCAUAUCCAUAUCAGCGAUCAAGAGAGUGUGCUUCAGCCUCAUGCUGCGAAAUCGGCAAUCUCGGUGCCAAAGGAGCGACCCGAACUUAUUUCUCUAGAGACGGAGAAGUUGGCAGGACAGGAAUCACUUGUUGUGCGCAAGACGUACAUAUGGGAGGUCAUCAUCGUCAUCGUAUCCUCGCUCCUGGCGGCAUCGAUGGCCGGCCUGGGUCUAUACUCGAUCAAACUACCCCUGGUGAUGUUUAGCAUGGACGACGAGCACGGUGUCACCGUCUACCGUGGUGUCUUUGCCUUUGCGGCAGCCUUUGCCGGGUGGCUCAUCUCUUGCGGCUUCGCCUGUGGCAUUGCCGCUGUCGUCGGUCGGUUCUGCAUCUACAGAGGAAUUCAGGGACACCGAUGGCUUGUGCUUCCUGAUACGCUCCGGGGCAGGCCCACGCCCGAGUCGGGAUGGGCACUCUUUGCCGUAGGACUGUGCGUCGUCACCGUCUAUGGAGUCAGCCAUUCUGCCUCCAACGUCGUCCUCAUCCCGUACCAAACGUACUUCAACGUCACUUCUGUGCAGACGUUUUCCGUCGCCGCUCGCCACAAUGUCACCGGUGCCGAUCUGGCCGCCGUCGAGACCCUCACGUCUUUUCAAGGAAAGGUGUUUCAUACCCUCAAUGGUGUUUCGCCCUCGGACCUGCGUUCCAUCCCCUUGCCUGGAUCAGAAGGAAAGCCACUGCUUCUCAACACCUACCUCAUCGUCAACUGGCCCUCGGUACGCGUCGACUGCCGCUCUCCCAACGUCACCUGUCAGACGGCGACACAGGACUGCAACGCAACGCUCGCCUGGGACUACGCCGUGGCCCACUAUGCAUCAAACGCCUCGCUUGUCGUUGGCCGCAAAUCUGGCAUAAGGGACCACGAGGAGUACAAGGUGCCUCUCGCAUCGCUCAACCUCAGUGCGAGUGCCGUGGCGCUGCAGCUCGAGUGCAACCUCUCGUCCUCUCCGCCGUUCUUUCUCGAGACGCUCAUUUCUAUCGCAGCGUUCCAGAAUGCAGGCACAAUCGACCGAAUGCCGGAUCGCCAAGUCGUCGUCAAUGACUGGAGGGACGCUGCCUCCAAGGAGCCCGGCCAGGUGCUCGAGAAGAUUAUUAUGUGGGCAAUAUUUGUGCGAGAGUCGCAGAAGUGGUACUGCGUCUCUCUGGCCGUCGUAGCCGUGCUGAAUCUGUUGCUGGGUCUCGCCGUGGUGCGCCGGCCCAUGCUCGAUGUCUCGAGUGGCGCUUCCAUCGCCAGAUCGGCCAUGCGUAGCCCGCACCUGCACGAAGUGGUGCUCUCCAAGAAGGAAGAGGAGGAGUCGACCUGGACCGGCAAGCUGCUGACCGCCGUCAGCAGGAGGCCAAAUCGAGCGGCGCCGUGGAAUCCCUCAGAGCGCUCUGGGAGUGGAGACGAAUCGUCGUUAUCUCUUGCAUCUUCAAACACAGUCGGCGAUCAAGCACAGCAACGGUUCAGGUGGAAAAUGGGCCCCGACGGGCUGCCGCGAUUCAUGCCGCCCUCUCGUCCGCCUUCGCCCGAAAUGGGGCAGAAGUAG
Messenger RNA from Acaromyces ingoldii, 1635 nucleotides. RefSeq lists its product as hypothetical. The record is from RefSeq and is a predicted model, not a curated record. NCBI's taxonomy places the organism in Eukaryota, Fungi, Basidiomycota, Exobasidiomycetes, Exobasidiales, Cryptobasidiaceae. Bases 1 to 1635 code for a protein of 544 amino acids. The transcript has a single exon.